Ruditapes philippinarum (Manila clam) is the source of this 1632-nucleotide messenger RNA. RefSeq names its product serine incorporator 1-like. Gene Ontology annotation, cellular component: membrane. The record is from RefSeq and is a predicted model, not a curated record. The transcript has 14 exons. Bases 129 to 1547 code for a protein of 472 amino acids. NCBI's taxonomy places the organism in Eukaryota, Metazoa, Mollusca, Bivalvia, Venerida, Veneridae.
GGUAAACCAGUCAAUUGACGUCAGAGAAGACAUUUUGUCAACAAAAAUAGAAACGCAAAAUCUUGUGACAAAUUAAUCAUCGACUUAGCAUUUAUUGUUUGAUCGCAUUUUGAAACGAAAAAGCCAAAAUGGGCUGUAUAAUUGGAGGUUUGGCAUGUUGUGUUGGCAGUGCAGCUUGCAGUCUGUGUUGUGCUGCAUGUCCAUCAUGUAAGAAUUCUACAUCUACAAGAAUUGCCUACUCUAUGAUGCUUCUUUUUGGAACCAUUGUAGCAGCUGUGAUGCUGGCUCCAGGUCUGAGGGAAAAGCUAGACGAUAUUCCAGGAUUGUGUAAAAGUUUUGUUGGAGAGCAUGUGUGGAACACUCAGUUAUUAAAGGAGCAGCAAUGUGAUGAAGUGGUUGGAUACCUUGCCGUGUAUCGUGUCUGUUUCUCUAUGGCGGCGUUUUUCUUCCUGUUCUGUGUUAUCAUGAUCAAGGUGAGCUCGUCAAAGGAUCCUCGGUCAAAGAUCCAGAACGGGUUUUGGCUCUUCAAGGUCCUUAUAAUGAUCGGAAUAUGUGUUGGUGCAUUCUUCAUUCCUAGAGGAGACUUUGGCAAAGCGUGGAUGUGGAUAGGGUUGAUUGGAGCGUUCCUGUUUAUACUGAUACAGUUGAUCUUGUUGAUUGAUUUUGCACAUGGCUGGAGUGAAAGCUGGGUUGAACAAUACGAGGAAACUGAAGCUAAAUGCUAUUAUUAUGGUCUGCUGUUUUUCACAGUCAUAUUUUACCUCUUGUCGUUAACUGGAAUAAUACUGUUCUACAUAUUCUAUGCGAAUGAUGGUGAAUGUAGUCUACACAAGUUUUUUGUGAGUUUCAACUUGAUCCUGUGUAUUGCCGUGUCAGUCAUAUCUAUCCUACCUAAAAUACAAGAAUGUCAGCCAAGGUCAGGACUCCUUCAGGCAUCUGUGAUCACAGCUUAUGUCACCUACCUGACAUGGUCAGCAAUGUCAAAUAACCCCAACAGUAAAUGUAACCCCAGCUUGUCUCAGAUUGUGGACCCAUCAUUAAAUGUUACAACCCCCGCACCAGGUGAUGGUGCUCAAGUGUGGGGUAAAGGAAAUACAUUUGAUUGGAGCUCUAUUGUGGCUCUUGGUAUCUGGCUGUUUGCUGUUCUCUACUCCAGUAUUCGUACAUCAACUAACAGUCAGGUUGGUAAAAUCACAAUGUCUGAGAAGACCAUUUUACAGAGUGACACUGGCUCUGAUAAGAUACCUUUGACUGAAGAUGGGUCUAGUGACACCAAUGAUGAGGAGAAAGGCGGUCAGAGGGUGUGGGAUAAUGAGGAAGAGGGUGUGGCUUACAGUUACUCUUUCUUCCACUUCAUGUUGAUGCUUGGAUCACUGUAUGUGAUGAUGACACUUACAAAUUGGUUCAGCCCCAGUUCCGAUUUCUCCACAUUGAACUCGAACAUGGCGGCAGUAUGGGUGAAGAUCGUGUCAAGUUGGAUCUGUAUUGUACUGUAUGUGUGGACCCUGGUCGCACCAGUCAUCCUUAAGGACAGAGAUUUUAACUAGGUGCAUAGCCCCUGGACAGAAAAAAAGGACGAGUAGAAUCCAAAGUGGAUUGGAAAUGUAUAUAUAAACUUACAUGCUAAAAAGC